GUUAUAUCACUAAAAUGUCGUCAGCACUCACCACACCAGUUUUCAUACUUCCCUUUGCUCUCUACAAAGAGCGCACGCCCUCAGCCGCAGUCAUCGCCGCCAAUCCAACAGCAACAACAUUGCAAUUAUACUGCCCCGACGAAGUCUCCGCAGAAUGCAAGUCAUCCGGGUACAACAACUCCAUUGUAGUCGGACCAUGGGCAAGCAAGACUGUUCCAGCUGGCGCGGCUUCAACGGGCAUCUUCCAUUGGAUGUUGGCUUUGAACGAUCUGGGUGGCGUCAGUUCUGUUGAGUGUCUUGUGAGCAGCGGCACGCCUCAGACUUGCACGACCAUGAUGCUGCCGAAGGAAACUGGGGAAGACGGGAUUACCGACGUUGCGACUGGUUUUGGAAGUAUCACGAAAGAGUUUGAGCUGAAGUUUGGUACGCUGCCAAUCGUCAUCACCAAGGGUCAGGAACUGCUUGAAACAACAUCUCAAGCCACGACCACGGAGGAUUCUAGUGCUGCUCAAGCCACUGGAAGUGAAACUGAGGCUACAAGUGCAGAGGCCACGGCUACUAGCACUUCAACUGAUGCUGCGGCACCAAAGGAAACUAAUGGGGCUGGAUCAGGUGCUGUCCGAAUGCUGAGUACCAUAUUUAUGGCUGGACUAGCCUCAUUAAUUGUGCAAUUUUGAGCGUUAUUAUGGUUUUACGGAUUCUUUUCUAAAGAUUUUCCCGAGGAUGUUGUCGCAGAUCCAGGUAAUGAAAGUACUCCAGAGCUCAAUUUUCAGGGACACAUUCAGCAAACAACAUUACUACCUAUAUAAUAGUAUUUACGUAGCAUAUACAAUCUACUGUUAAAAAGAAAA
This is a messenger RNA of Fusarium oxysporum Fo47, 851 nucleotides long. RefSeq lists its product as uncharacterized. NCBI's taxonomy places the organism in Eukaryota, Fungi, Ascomycota, Sordariomycetes, Hypocreales, Nectriaceae. Bases 15 to 677 code for a protein of 220 amino acids. The record is from RefSeq and is a predicted model, not a curated record. The transcript has a single exon.